This is a messenger RNA of Encephalitozoon hellem ATCC 50504, 786 nucleotides long. RefSeq lists its product as uncharacterized. The record is from RefSeq and is a predicted model, not a curated record. Lineage: Eukaryota; Fungi; Microsporidia; Unikaryonidae. The transcript has a single exon. The coding region runs from base 1 to 786 and encodes 261 amino acids.
AUGAAGGAAUCCGAGGUGAUCAGUAAGAUUGAGGAGGUGUUUGGAAUAGAGGAUCCGGCCAUUUUACCCGAGCGUGUGAGAGGAGUGAUUGGUGAGAUCCUUGAAGGCGGGGUGUUUCCGAUAUCUCAUCCGUUCUAUGCAGACUUCAUAAACCUUGCUUUCGAUGUUCUCUAUCCGGACACGCAACAAGCAGGGGAGUUAUUGAAAAGAUCUGGAUUCACUAGAGACCAGCUUGAAAAGACAGGGCUCAAGAAGCUGGAUGAUAUGGCACGCAGCAUUGAUCUGGGAGACGGAAAAAAUCAUUCGGAAGGGGAGGACUCAAAGCCAAAAAGAAGAAAGAAGGUUUCGUGGGGAGAAAAUCUAAUCCAGAUCAAGGAGAUAGAAAGGACUGUGAUGGAUCCCGAGGUAGAUCACCUCAUCUCAGGUACCAGGAACAGUAGGGUUUUGGAGAAAUCCCCGGAUAUCCUCGAGUGGAUUACCCCAGAAAGGCUUGAUAAUGAAUGUGGCAUGGUUAAGUCCCCCGGAUGCCUGGAACAGGAAAGGAGAGAGUCCAUCUCAAUGAGGGUGUGUAACACAGAAGAGCACAGGAAGUUCUCGCCAACGCAAUGCAUGGGCGUAGGGGAAGACAACGAGCCAAUAACAAUCCCUGUCAUAGGCUUUGUGAAGAACAAAAUGCCUGACUUUGACUUCAAGAAGAUAGUUGAGGACAGAUUUAAUAACAUGAUGAGCAUCAACGAAAUUCUGGAAGACACAAGUGUUGUAAACGCUCUUCUUGGAAAAAACUAG